Molecule: messenger RNA, 3082 nt
Organism: Ilex paraguariensis (yerba mate)
Lineage: Eukaryota; Viridiplantae; Streptophyta; Magnoliopsida; Aquifoliales; Aquifoliaceae
Source: the annotation of a GenBank genome assembly
CCAUCUCUCCUUCUUUCCCCUCUCUCUCUCUCUCUCUCUAAACUGUACUUUCUCUCUCCAAACCAAUCUCUGUAUUCCGUGUGCUUUCUUUCUUCUCUAUAAUUGGCAUCGCAUAGCCGGCAAUGAUUUCAUUUCGAAGUCGAAAGCAUCACUGAGAGGCGAUUUCGGAUACUUCCGUUUCUCUCUCUGGAAUUUGCCGGACAACCUCUCUUUUAAUUCUCUCCGGUCGCCGGCGAUAUUUUUCAGUAACUUCUUUUUGUUCCGGUAAUUUCAUAUAUGCAUAUCUACGCAUUUCUGAAGAGAGAGUUUGUGUUAUUCGUAAUUCUCUUUCUAUAUAUGGUCAAACUCUCGAUCAUUGAUUCUUCAGUUUUCAAGUUUUCUCUCUCCUCGCUUCAUUGAAAAUUUUAGCUCCGAAUCUCGGUGGUUUUUUCAGUGCUUGAUAGUCGACGAUCAUCUGAAUUUUCAGAUCCGAUUGAUUGUAUUUACAGCUCGAUUCGUUGAACUUUUCUUGCUAAGCUCGUUGAUCGGUUACUUCGUAGCUCAAUCGUUGAAAUUGUACAUACAUACACAGAUAUAUACACAGAGAUAUAACUACAUAUACGUAUAUCGGGAGCGAAGUGAAGUGAUAGAGAAUCAUGUUGGAUCUCAAUCUCAGUGUUGUCAAUGAUGAAAUCGGAGAGAAGUUUCCCGAAGGCUCUAUCGGAAGUCAAAUGGACGAAUCAGCAACUUCGAAUUCGUCAAUUGUGAAUGCCGAAGGUUCGAGCAAUGCCGGCGACGACGAUUCGUGCUCUGCACAUGCCGGAGACAUCUUUGCCUGCAAUUUCGAUAUCCUGAAGGUUGGAGAUAACUCGAGCAAAAACAACGAUGCGGAAGGUAGCGCAAAUCAGAGGAUGAAGCCAGAGUUUGUGACUCGGCAGCUAUUUCCAGUGAGUGGAGAUACAGGUGGUGAGUUAACUCAGGGGCAGAUUUCGGUACAUCCAAAUUGGAAUGAUCUCUCGUACAGUCAAGUCGGUUCUGGCCCUUCUGGAGGACUACAAGAGAUGAGAAUGGAACAACAUCAACGGCAAGCUCAAAAGCCGGUGAAGAAGAGUAGGAGGGGACCGAGGUCUCGCAGCUCACAGUACAGGGGGGUGACCUUCUAUAGAAGAACUGGUAGAUGGGAAUCGCAUAUAUGGGACUGUGGGAAACAAGUGUAUUUGGGUGGAUUUGACACCGCUCAUACUGCUGCUAGAGCCUACGAUCGAGCAGCAUUAAAGUUCCGGGGUGUUGAUGCUGAUAUCAAUUUUAAUCUGAGUGAUUAUGAGGAGGAAAUGAAACAGAUGACGAAUCUGACCAAGGAAGAAUUUGUGCACAUACUCCGUCGAGGGAGCACUGGUUUCUCGAGAGGGAGUUCAAAAUAUAGAGGGGUGACACUGCACAAAUGCGGCAGAUGGGAAGCUCGAAUGGGUCAGUUUCUUGGCAAAAAGUAUAUAUAUCUUGGGCUAUUUGAGAGUGAAGUAGAAGCUGCAAGGGCUUAUGACAAGGCGGCUAUCAAAUUCAAUGGAAGGGAUGCAGUCACCAACUUCGACUUGAGUACAUAUGAAGGAGAGAUGAUUUCAGAGUCCCAGAAUCAAGGUAGCAAACACAAUCUUGAUCUGAACUUGGGGAUUUUGAGCCCUUCAUUUGAACAUGGUCCAAAGGAAAAUGAAAAUUUGGGGCGAUCCCAGUUCCAUCCUUAUGAUGUGCAUGAUGCAAGGAGAUCUAAGAUGGAGAACAAUGCUACGUCAACUGUAGGCAAUCCACCUCUUAAGGGUCUACCAGUUACAGCUCAGCACCCUUACUUGUGGACUGGUGUAUAUCCUAAUUUCUUUCCCAACUACGAGGUAAAUUUAUUGUACUGAUUUAUUAAUAUAUAGGUUGACUUGAAUUCAAUUGUCGUUCUAGCUGAGUACAAUAUGUUUGUGAUUUUCUCAUAGCAGUGUCUUAAUACAAGGCUUCCAAACUAACUUUGUGCCGCUAUUUACCUGAAAAUGAGAUUUAUUCUUAUUGGAGUUGAUCAGCACACAGUGAUUUUGGAACAUGGAAAACAAUGAAAAUGAGACUGUGGUAGUAGAAUAGAGCUUGUGCCAAGGACAUCAGAGUGUACUUAAAUUCAUUGCAGCAGCAGUUAUACAUUCAUGAUUUAGAUACUGACUCGACAAUCAUAUAUGGGACUUGAUAAAGUGAUUGACACUAUCUUCAAGUUAGAAUUAUCGACUACAGGAUUAUUGUUGUGGGAAAUUUUAGCAAGGUGAUCUGGUGUGAUGUGUGUCGGUCAAUGAAACUGCACAUGCACCGACUUGCACCCUUUGACAAGUAGUGUGUUUUAAUGGAAGUCUCGGGAGAGGAUGAAUCAUUAUGAAGAGGGAAGGAGGAAGAUGAAUAUCUUGUUCCUGUGUUGGCCCAACAGCAAAAUUAGUCACGAUGACAAUCUUCAUGUUGAAGUCAUCCUAGGUCAUGACGAAGCUUUUAAAUGGUUUUGCAGGAAAGAACAAACGAGAAAAGAAUUGAAGUAGGUUCUUCACAAGGACCCUCAAACUGGACUCGGCAAAUGCAUGGUCAAGUCAGUCCCAAGCCAAUGCCAUUGUUCUCUAGUGCAGCAUCAUCAGGAUUCCAAUCUCCGGUAACCACUGCUCUCUCGGCUUCCACUUAUCAAUCUAGAGCUCCUAAUCCAACAGCCCUCAAUAUGUACUUCUCUUCAUCGGCUCCGGCUGCCGCCAGCACCUCUCAAUAUCAUUACCAAUUGAGGCCUGCACCACCACCCCCAUAAUCAGUCCAGUCUUUGCAUUGAAGAUGAACAGAAGGGUUCGAGUGUGAGCAAUGUCUGUCGGGACUCGAACAAUGGUAAAUUAUGCUCGAGCGGGGGGCGAAGCCAAUGGAAACUCUGGUGGAGGUCUAUUCAUGUUUUUCGAAUAUAACACGAAAAUGAUGUAUUUUAUAUAUUUUUUAAAGUGCUAUGAAAACAACAAUUUUUAUGGCAAUUAUAUUGUUCAUUUUUUUUUUUCUAGAAUCUACCGAAAUUGGUUACAAAAUAUUUUACUAGAAGUUGGAUUUCUUUUCCUAA